Molecule: messenger RNA, 1278 nt
Organism: Suillus bovinus
Lineage: Eukaryota; Fungi; Basidiomycota; Agaricomycetes; Boletales; Suillaceae
Exons: 5
Coding region: 1-1278 (425 amino acids)
Source: RefSeq, a predicted model, not a curated record
AUGUCUGACUCUGAUUCAAAUUCAACAUCCUUCAGUCUUGAUUCAGGCUCAGACUCGGCAGAUGAAGGCACCCAAUGUCGUCCUGUGGCUCCACCGAGCAGUGGUGCUUCUAUUGAGCACUACCAAGAGGGUACCAUCAGUGUCGCAAUCGACAUCUGCAACAUCUGUGCAACACCAUCUGCAUCCGAAUCAACUGCAACCUCUGGUACAACUCCUGACUCAUUGAAGACCAGUGGUGUUGACAAGGUUAUUUUGGGCUUGGCUAAGAAGUAUGCGUUAAUUACGGAGAUGUUUCUCCCAGACAAAGUCAUUUUCCAAAUGGACUGUCCUGACCCUCCAGUUGACUUCUCAAGUCUGGCUUGUUAUGCAAAGAAGUCUACGGAAAAGUCCGCACUCAUCACUGAACUUUACACAUCCAUCGACUACACUGUUGCAUGCUCGGAUGCGAACAAAUCAUUUCUUCAACCAGUGGAAUGCAACAAGCUCGCUCUUCAGUUUCUCAACAGCCUGCAUUCUGUCGCAGGUGGCAUCUUCAACAUGCCCAACGAGUUUUUUGUCUCCAAAUACGACCGUAAUUCCCUCCCACAGGUCAUGGACUUGAUUGGAUGGGAAGCAGGCAAGGGCCAAGCAUAUGAUAUCUUCAAGCGCGCAGGUGGACCACCUUCCUAUGCCAAGAUAUGGAAACUCACGAGCUGCACUCCUGGCCUGAUUGCUUUUGGUGUCACAUCAAUCAUAUUAAUCCUAUCACCAGACCAGGAAUUUUCGGGCGAUGGUGUUGGCGCUAUUUUCUUGAUCUCGUAUCAUUCAAUCUUUAAGACUGUCAAGAAGAUUUUCAUCCUUAAGUGUGCACAUCAGCGCAUCAAAUCUGUCGUCGAGAAAAUCAAUGGAUAUGUAUUUGAUGGUACAGUAAAGACACAGCCAUCCAACGACACUUCAUGCACUGUAGAGCACAUCACCAAGUCACUCGAUCACAUCAUGGCUGCGCUGGAUGCCAGUGAUUCAGAUGAUUCAGACUUGAACCAGAGCGAUGAAGAAUUGGAAUAUGUUAACUUGCCAGCUACCAAAGACACACAUCAUUCCACUGCAGCCACAGCUGUAACCAUUACACCCUCGACUCCGAGUCCUAGUGUAAGUGCCGCAGUGGCAGCACCUGACAGGCCCACUGUGACCUCGGACAUUCGAGAUUAUCCCGAUGCCCCGCACACUUCCAUUUUGACCCCACAACUCCCCACUUUUAUGGCACUGCAAGCAGAGAUUUUGGGAGAUCCUGAGGGGUGA